UUAGAAAUACAUUCUUUAAAUAAUGGAAAGUGAUGAAAAGUAAAGAUUACUUUAUAGAAUAUACAGGAAUUAUCAGUUUUAUCAGUUUACGUCUAUUACGGAACUACCUUUUAUGUUUAAAAUUAAUCUUAUUUUCAGAAACCUUUCUCCUAGGCCUACUGCAAAUGUGAAAAUACUAUUUCUUCAGUACAUUAGCACGACAAAUAAAAUAUUUGUGCAUUUGCGCGCUUAUCUGUCGUAACGGUGCGCUAACUUGUCGUUUUGACGUGCCGUUAUGUUGGCGCUAUUUAAACACACAAACACGCCAGAACGAAAUGGCAAAAAUCAGCUACCAUAUUUUGGGGCUAUUUUAUAUUCAUUGUAGUAGUUCUUGUAUUUCAAUUGACGUAUUACGUUACCAGGCACUAUUUAUACUGCAGUGUAUCACAUUUGGAAAAGCUAUCAUGCGUAUCUGUAAUGGACGACAGAAAACGCUCUGUUUAGAGAAAAUGAUGUUUAAAAGUGUUGAUUUUGUUAUAUAUUUGUCUUUCUAUCUAUUUGGAAUAAAAGCAGCAGUUCCUUUUUGCCCUGACGGAUGGAUAAGCAACCAAACCUCGUGUUAUUUUUUCAGCACUGACACUCUUAACUGGGACGAGGCUUUCGAACAAUGCAUAGCACUGCAAAGUUAUUUGGUAGAAAUAGACGACUCUGAUGAAAACGAUUUCCUUGUUUCAGUCAUUUUAGGAACCUCUGACGACAAAUAUUACAUUGGUCUUUCGGACAGAGAGAUUGAAGGCAUCUGGAAAUGGAUGACCAGUGGGAACGUCCUUGGGUUUUCUUCUUGGAUUUCAGGACAACCUGAUAACUCGGGUGGUAAUGAAAACUGCGCAUUAUUUUCUAACUCCCUUUGGAAUGAUGCAUCCUGUACUUCAUUAUUACGUCGAUAUAUAUGUGAAAAGAGAUACUGCAAUGCGUUGUCCGUCACAAAUGCAAACUUGAAUGAUAGUACAACAUCAUACGGAACAGUGGUAGAAAUUACUUGCUUAGAAGGUUAUACAAUCAACGGAAGUACGACAGUAGAGUGCCUAGCUGAUGGUGUUUGGAGUGAUUCUCCUACAUGACCAAGGUGAGGUUUAAGACAUGUAGCUUUUGUAUGAAAAAGAGACGAAAUCAAAUCUAACAUAAUUAAGUUUCAUAAUUAAAGGCACUCAAUGCAAACUGUAUCGCUGUAUCGAACAUUUGUAUGUUUCGAUAGGCUAAAAAUGUUGAGAAGAGAAAGUGUUAGUACUUUUUCAAAACCAUUAAAGUUAUAUUCUUCAUUUCGAUAUCAGAAUUCAUAUGAAGAGAAAGCUAAACUAUUAUAUACGCAUGAUAUUGACGUACAACAAAACUAAGUCCAAGAAUGAUUCAUUCAACAUCGAUACUAUUUUGGUCUAAUUCAAGGAUAAAGUAAAGAAAACCAUUCCAACCAAGUAUCUAGAGAAUCCCUUCUCAUUGGCAGUCUCUCAUUGCUCAAUGGCAGAAAAUAAUCUGUAUUGAAUUUAAGUUAAUUUAGCCUCAAAGGAUAAGGUCAUUACGCAUGCCACAACUUACAUCGUUUUCUAACGGCAACGUCCGAAAUUUCACACAUUUCAUGGUUUAUGAAGGAGUAAGGUAUAAAAACAAAAGUCAAAUUAGAGCUUUUAUUUUAUGGGAAAAGGAAUGCAAUUACUAUACAUUUUGCGUUUCAGAAAAAAAGAAAUAAAAGUAAAAAAAAACUAUCCAAUUCCUUCAAAACUUAUAACUUAACCUAAUGUUUUUCGUAACCCGUCAGAAAGGAACCAUUCUUAUAUCUUAAGAACGAGUAUUGGUACCCCUAUUGCCGUCUAUGAUCUAAAUCUGUUAUGUGAAUAAAGAAUUUUAAGCUUCAUUAUUGAUAUGGACUUUAUAGUUCAGUUACACGCUACCAUUUCCUACUAAGAUACUUACAUAAACAAUGCAUAUGAAGAAAGGAGAGAUACAAAAUUAUUUUCACAGAACACUUAAGACUAAAUUUAGUGGUUUGAAGAUGACGCAUGACUUAAUUAAAGGUUUGCUGUUACUCUUACCUUCGAUGACCUUAAAUCUGCUCUUCUAUUUUUAGCGUUCAGCUCAUAAAGUAAACAAUAAAAGAACUAAUUGAUAAUUUACUGUGUUUUUCCCUACCCAAGUUAAGUACGAAUUCCUAUUGUUUCAAUCACCCGGCACUAAUUACAGCAAUAACAGCGUUUCAGUUAGAUAAAACAGGUCCCUUAAUUUCAAUUUAAUAUUGAGAAAUGUUCAAAUGAACACGUGCCACACCUCAAACUAUUACCAGUACAACAAAUCGAGGGCUCAACGCGAAACUAGUCUAUGUGUAUAUAGAAAUAGAAGCAGAUAGACUAGUUUCGCGUUGAGGCCUCGAAAUACAAUUUCUGCACGUGUCACACCUUAAAUCACCAACGGCACAAUGAAUACAAGAAUUACUCCACGUACCACGCCUCAUAUUAUGACCGAUACAACGAAUAUAAUUUUUCCGUUUGCCACAUCUCAGACUACCACCAGUACAGCGGAUAUUACUUCUCAAUUUCUCACAUCUCAGCUUACGACUAGAACAACAUAUACAUCUUCUCUUCUUGCAACUUUACAACUCAAUUAUCCACAAGUACAACAAAUACAAAUUUCUCUUUAUGCCACAGCUCAGAUUACCACAAGUACAAUGAACACAACUUCUCUACAUACCACACCUCAGAUAAGAACUACAAUUACUCCAUAUACCACACCUCAGGUUACCUCAAGUACAACGAACACAAUUUCUCUUUACUUUAAGCCACACCAAUUUAACACACAUACAGCGAAUACAGCUUCUCCACAUUCUACACCUCAGAUUUCAGCGAAUACAACCUUUCCAAUGAUCAUGCCUAAGAUUACCACCAGCACAUCUAAUAUACUGUCUCCAUAUGCUACACGUCAAAUUACAAAAAGCACAGCGAAUAAACACCUUCUCCAUAUGUCAUCCCCCGAAGAACUAACAGUACGACACACUAACUUCUCCGCAUACCCUUAACAGAUUACCACCAGCGUACAAGAGAUAACCUUUUCACAUACAACUUCCCAGAUUACCACCAGAACAGCGAACUCAACCUCUAUACAUGGAAUACCUCAGAUUACAACAAGUAUAACGAAUACAACCACUCCAUAUAAUACAUCUCAGAUUAUCGCGUGUGCACCGAAUACAUCUUCUCACACCACACCUCAAAUUACUACAAGUACAGCGAAUACAACUUUUCCACAUUCUACACAUCAAAUUACUACCAAAACAACGGAUACAACUCCUCCACAUGCCACACCUCAGAUUACCACUGGUACAACAAAUGCAACUGAAUCGUUUAAUACAACUGAGAAUCCCGCAAAGCAAACACGUAUAUUUAAGUUGACUUUGAUGGCUCAGAAUUUCUCUGUCUGGCUAAACAACUGAACUCUCAGUUUCUACUGAGGGCUUAAGUAAAGAGCAUUAUUAACAUUGAAACGCAUAUAGAAAUUCUCAACAAAAUUAACUACGACCUACGACUAAAAAACAACAAAACAAAUGAGACAAGUGCUCGGUAUUAAUUAAAUAAUUAUUUGCAUCUACUUAUAUUAUCAUAUGAUUUUAAUCGCAUGUACAUAUAACAAAUUAUGUUGAUUCAAGUAAACAAUAUUCUUUUCUUCUGAAAGAAACUUGGCUUUUCUUGGGAAGAAUACUUUACUGUAUAAGAUCGCUAUUGGUCGUGUCAUUGUUUUGUUAUUUUUUGAUAAAUCUCCAUCUUUAGUUUCUAUAAACAAUUUUGAGAAAAAAAAAUGGUAUUACAUGCACUAUGACAAAUACCCAACCAUCUAUACAAGUACCCGUGUAUCCAGUUUACAGAUAAAAAAAUAAAGUAAUUAUCUGUUUAAAUUCGGCACAGUAUACAAUUUCAAACUUUACACAAAACGAUUUAUAACUGAAUGAAGUUUCACUGUAGAUUUGUAAAAGGCACUGUAGUUUGAUAGUACUGUUUUUGCGUAUACAAAACAAAUUAUAUUGUAUUGUGAAUACGGAGAGGAUAAUUAUUAUAAGACAUAACUACUAACCCCUAAACGAAACCCUCAGCACGCAGAUGUGCACACUUCUAACACACACACACUCACAUACAAAUCAAACACACGAGGACAAAACAAACUAAUGAAGUAACUCAGUGGGUGCCGCCUUUGAACGGCCAGUGUCAAAAAAAAAAUUUAGGGAAAUGCAUGUUUUGCUCAAACGUCUAUUAUUUCCUGUUUGAAUGAUUUCAGCGUAGUCACGCAACACUUGAUAAUUAUUCGCAUUUUCGCUCAGGAAUAACUUCUCCUUUCAUCAACUUUUGUACAGUUUCUAAGUGGUCUUUAUUUCAUAGGCAUAUUUGAUAGUCUUCGUAAAUCAAUUUAUUAUAUUACCUUCGGAUACUUUUUAAAACAGGGCGUAUUUUCAUUCCUUACGGGAGGGCAGAGAACCACGGUUAGCCCCCACCGACGUGGGUUCAUGUGAGGAAGCAAUCCUGCUAACUUACGGAAUUACGGUGUUUCUACCCAGAUGCCCGCUCGUGAUGAAAUAAACCACGGAGGGGCACCUGGAGUAUUUCUCAACCACCAAAAGCUGGAAAGUCGCCAUAUAACCAGUACUUGUUUCAAUGUGACGUUAAAACUAACAAAAAACAAAACAAAGUUUCCAUUCUAUGUUUUUCAAGACAUUUCCACUAGUUUCUACUGCGCAUCUUCCUGCAUGUACUUUAUUUGCCUUAGUGUAUAUAAUAAUUUUAUCUGAUAUGUAAACUGGUUAUUCGCUGAAAUUUAUUUCGUCUGAUGAGAAAAGAUAAAUAUAUCGUGAUAUAGUUUAACAAAAUACUUAUGAGGCAUAAACUCUACUGUAUGAUCAACAUUUUUUGUAAUCAGGUUUCUCUUUGAUUGUUCUGCAUAAAUACCAUUGUGAUUAUAACUGAUUCUAAAGAACUCCAAGGCUUACAGUAGGAGUUAAAACAAAUAUUACCACUUAACAAUUCUGGUGUCUGAAUUUUGUUUUAUCUGUUGUUAUAAAACUUUCAAGAUAUUUUAGUUAGCGUAAGAACAACAUUUUCUUGCAAAUAUUCUGUACCAUUUCUAAAAACAAAUAUCGAAAUUGUGAUUUCGCACGUUUUAACAGCUUUUGCUUUUAUGUUUAAAACGGUUUAAAUCGAUGUAAACGUGAUUGGUGCAGCAAGUGCGCUCGGUGUACGUACCUACCUUUGAUUUUCUGCAUUGGUUGGUAAUUUUGUUAUUGGUUAUAUUUCGCCAUUAGCGGAUUAAAGUAUCGGGUUUAGUAUCGUGUCGUCGCGUUGUCAGCCUAUACAUUUUAUACUAAAAUCACAUUUUGUAUGGAGCGCUUUACGUGGCAUAUCUACGGUGCCCCUAAAGUGACAUG
This is a messenger RNA of Mercenaria mercenaria, 5431 nucleotides long. Its product is annotated as perlucin-like protein. Bases 315 to 1100 code for a protein of 261 amino acids. The transcript has 5 exons. NCBI's taxonomy places the organism in Eukaryota, Metazoa, Mollusca, Bivalvia, Venerida, Veneridae. The record is from RefSeq and is a predicted model, not a curated record.